AUGUUACGCAUCACUUCGGCGUGCCGUGGUGGAUACAUGAUGUACCACCGCAAGUCCAUGGGGACGAUGAAGUACAGUAAAUGGAAGGGUGCACAUGGCGGUGUGAGCCAUUUCUACGGACGAACCCCGAUGGUCGAGGAAGUGAAACGCAAUGAACCAAUUACUUUGAUUGACCGUCGAAUCAUGCACUACGUGCACCGUUCGCGCCUCCGUCACUUUCAACUAUUUCGUUCAUAUCAGCAAAAGUCAAACGCGACGGAGUGCAAAUUGCGUGAGGGCGAGAUGCUUCGUCGCCGCUGGCACAGAAAGCUACAGAAGUCAUUUAUUGCUUUUAUGCAGUUCAAGACAAUGAAGGUGCUCGAGGAUCAGGCCAAGUUGGUGAACACAUACGGUCAGGCGGCUGUGAACGCGGCGUUGGGCGAUUCCUGGGACGCCGUUUCGGACAAGGAAAAGGACCGCAAGUAUGUGACAAUUAGGCGUCAGGUGAAGGCAUUACCAGUUGUUAGCGUUUUGCCCAAACAUGUAGCAACCAUGAAGCAGAUCCACAAUGAUCGCUUCAAUUAUCGCUGGAGGGUGAACUAA
Messenger RNA from Trypanosoma cruzi, 582 nucleotides. RefSeq lists its product as uncharacterized. The record is from RefSeq and is a predicted model, not a curated record. Bases 1 to 582 code for a protein of 193 amino acids. NCBI's taxonomy places the organism in Eukaryota, Euglenozoa, Kinetoplastea, Trypanosomatida, Trypanosomatidae. The transcript has a single exon.